CCUCUGCACCCGACGAGCCCACCCCGUCACCGCCACCCAUUUUCCGGCCGGAACACCGGCAAAGCUUAGGGAUUUCUCCCUAUUUUCUUGUUCUUGAACCCAGAAUUUCCCCCUUCCCUCUGCAGAAUCCGGAUCUGCUCUGCUCUGCCUCUCCCGUCCGGCUGCUGCUCUUGUUUGUGGGGGCAAAUUGCUCUGGUUUUAGCCGUGAGUCCCCUGCACUGCCACCGGCCUCCCCCAACUGCAGCUCCGGUUUUAGCUGGAAAUUAUGGUUUUGAUCGUUCUGUCAUCGUAGCACUUGGGUUAGCCUUCUGUUCUCUGCGAGUAAGGUAAGUAAAUUAUGGUAAAGCCCUCCGAUUUUAAAGUAUGUUUAAAUUGUUUUUGAGAUAGUGGCAAGGUUUAAAUUCAUUUUAAAUCGAUUUUAUCAGCAUCUGAAUGUGAUUGAACUGAAAUGAAAGAUUUGAUGAUUUUAACGGGAAUUUCAUUGUUUUCUGGAAUUGAGCAUGAUUGGAAUGAAAUGGGAAUUUCAUUGUUUUCUGGAAUUGAGCAUGCCUAUUCGGAAUUGACUGAACUGUUUUGAUGAACUGAGAGUUUUGUAAAUUAUAAUUUUUUGUUAAAUCCAUGCCCACAUGGAAUUUUUUGGUUAUUUCUAAAAUUACGGAUUUCGAUUGUGAAUUACGGAUUUCUUUUGUAAAUCCUGCAUGGUUUUGUCUUUGAUAUGGUCAUGAUUUCCGAUCCCCGCUAAUGGGUGUAACGCUAGCACUUCUGAUCCCCGCUAGUAGGUGUAACGCUAGCACAUGUCGACAUGUUUACUGAUAUGACCGGUUUAUUCUGACGCCUGCCACUGGGCAAAUACAUUGGCAAAUUCCGACACCUGCCACUGGGCAAAUACAUUAGCACAUUCUGAUGCUUGCCACUGGGCGAAUGCACUGGCACAUUCCGACACCUGCCAAUGGGCGAACACAUUGGUAAAUUUCUAUUGCCUGCCAGUGGGUUGUUAUAACACUGGCCAUGACUUAUAGAUGAGACUACUGAACUGAGUUUUCUUCUGCAUUAACGGUUCGUCAAGAAACGUUUUGUUAUUGAAUUGAACCUGAUUUUGCAUUGACGGUUUUGUCAUUGAACGUUUUGCUAUUGAACCGAAUUUGAUUUCCACAUUAGCGGUUUGUUGUGAAACGUUUUGCAAUUGAAUUGAAAUUGAUUUCCACAUUAACGGUUUAUCAGUGAAAGUUCUGUUAUGCUUACAUGGUUUAUUUGGCAUGUUAAAAGUUUUACCCAAGGGCUAUCCAUAUUUACUUACUGAGUUAUCUCAUAGUUUUCCUUGUCCACCAUUUCAGGAAGCGAAACCGAAGAUGGGGAAACCGAGGGGAGUGACGAGUUAGGAGGCUAGCCAUCUUGUAAUUGAAUAUGGAUUUUAGAUGUAAAUGAUGAUAUUGCAAGCUAGAUUGUAUUGGGAGAUUGUAUAAAUUCAUUUAGUGGAUUGUUAGUUUAUAAGAGAUUUGAUCUGGAGAUUUUGAGUUUAAGUCAUGUUGGACAUAGGAUAAAUUUUAAAAUAUCCG
Messenger RNA from Rubroshorea leprosula, 1556 nucleotides. The record is from the annotation of a GenBank genome assembly. NCBI's taxonomy places the organism in Eukaryota, Viridiplantae, Streptophyta, Magnoliopsida, Malvales, Dipterocarpaceae.